Molecule: messenger RNA, 2214 nt
Organism: Symbiodinium natans
Lineage: Eukaryota; Dinophyceae; Suessiales; Symbiodiniaceae
Source: the annotation of a GenBank genome assembly
GCCGAGUGGGUUGACAUCCUUCAGGACGAGAUGCCGAACUUCAAGUAUGUCAACAUUCCCCAGCAUCACAAGACUGCCUUGUCCGGCAUUGUUCGUGGCAAGAUCGUCCCGGGCCUGCAGGGCGAUGGAUUGUGGUGCUCUACGAGGAGGAUUCUCGAGGCCUGGAACAAGAAGACGAACAAGGAUUAUGGCCUCGGGAUGCUCCUCACCGUCGUCAAGAACGACAAUCGCAGCAGGUUCCAGCUGCGAAUCGACCGCAACCACCCCCUCGCCGAGUACUACGGCCUAGGAGGGUACCCUACCCUUAUUAGGGCGAACCAAGGCAUCUCCAAGGAUGCUAUGAAAGGGGUGCCCGACUCGAUCCUUGCUGAGGCCUGGUUCAGCAUGAUCCCAGAAGCAGAAAUGGAUGUGCAUUCUGCCACCUGGGAAGGUCGGCCGGUUUUGCCCCUGGAGAAGAUUCCACGCAGGCUCUACCACCGCACCUACAAGGAUCGAGCCUUUGCCAUCUUGGACUCCUGCUUUAUCCCCGGGCACCACACCGCGAAUGCCUUUGUGUAUUUUGCCGACCGGGAGGUAGGGCCGGGAGAAAACGUCCCUGGCGUGAGGAGCGAUCGUCCCGUCGAGAUCGUCAUCAACACCAUGGAGGCCCUCAGUCAGGGCGCCGGACUGUUUUACUCCCGAUCAGACGGCGUCCUCUGCCGAGAGGCUAUCUCCGGGUCCACGGUCCUUUAUAUUCGUGACACAAGGACCGAUGAAAUUUUGUGGUCCGCCACGGAUGGGCCCGAAGGACGGGAGGAGGAAGAGAAUGCCCCUCAGGUAGAGGAGGCCGAAUCUUCCGGAAGCAUGGUUGUUGAAGCCGUGGGACCUCUCCAAGAAGCACAAGAGGAGCCUGAUGUCGAGCAUGAAGAAGCCCCGUUGGUCAAGGAGGAGUUCGAUGUUCCCAUCCUUGAGGAGGUCGAGAGCACCGUUCCUGAACUUCCACAUCUACGCGUUCGCUUCAACACUGACGCCGAUGUCAUCGAGGUGUCACCUUCAGGAAGGAACCGUUUGACUGAAGGUCAGUUGCAAGUGGUCCCUGAUGAAGGAAUGGCUACCCGUUCUACGGCACCGGCAACCCAGGCGCCGCGUCCUGGAUGGAACAGGGGAAUCACGCAGGUUCAGUGCGUCAGUUGUGGCAAGCUCCGUCUCGAAGGUCAGCACAAGUGCUUCCACUGUGGCUACUACGUCACCCGUGGGGCCACCCAGAGCGCCUUCAGAAUGUGGAUGGCGCGUGAGCGCUCCCAUGUCUUGGACGCCCUGGCGGAGCAGUUUGGGAAGGGCCUUUGGGAGUUGGAUGCCGCGAAGAUUCGCCAGGCCGCUGGAACGCACGAUUUGAGGGGACAGCAGAGCGUAGAUGGCCGAGCUAUCAUGUUAGCACGCCAGAAUCUCAAAGGCUUCAUGAAGCACGGCUACACGUCGAUGGUAGACAAGUUCGACCAGGACGACACCUACGCGAUCCACGCUAUCAAGGGCGGCUGGACGAGAAGGCGGCUCACUAUUCAGGACUGCGUGGCAUGCGCUUAUCUUCCCAAUCAAGGUCGUUCCCGCGAACAACGUGAGUUGGGCUACGGCUCCAACAAAGCCUGGGAGAACAAAAAGGUCAAUCAUGAGGGACUGGCUCGCAUGGUGUUCUUCGACAAGAAUGCCGACGAUCUCGUCCUGGCCGGCCUCAUUGACGACCCCAACCUCGAACCUAUGGGCUACGCUUGGCUCGGCAACUUCAUGGGCGUGAAGGAAUUCGCCCGGACCAUCCGCGUCACCCGUGCGGUUUCCCACAUCCUCACCUUUACGGAGGGCAUCAUUGGCAUCCCGGACUUCGAUGAGGAAGAGCAUCUGGCAGUCUUUUUGGCCGAGAUCCUCUCUGAGAAUUAUGGUGGGGCAAAGGAGACGUGCCGAAGGAUGAAGGAAUCGGCAGAAGCGUCCCGGGCCGCUCAGGCGCGGGCGGAUGCAAGAAGGACAUCGCAAAAUGCCCCCCGUUUUGGGGAGGCCGAUCGUGACACGAAUCGUGGCUGGUCGUGGAGCGACAACUCUUGGUCGCAGGGCGACUGGCAUUCCUCAAGUUCCUGGCGUGAUCGCCAGUGGCAGGAUCAAGGAUCCUGGUGGAGCUCAGGGAGUCGCACUACGGAGCACUCCCGUGGACCUUGGCGCUACGACCAUCGAGAUCGCAGCUGGUGA